Messenger RNA from Saccostrea echinata, 1830 nucleotides. Its product is annotated as neuronal acetylcholine receptor subunit alpha-5-like. The record is from RefSeq and is a predicted model, not a curated record. The transcript has a single exon. Bases 1 to 1347 code for a protein of 448 amino acids. Gene Ontology annotation, molecular function: extracellular ligand-gated monoatomic ion channel activity; neurotransmitter receptor activity; transmembrane signaling receptor activity. Gene Ontology annotation, cellular component: membrane; synapse; neuron projection. Gene Ontology annotation, biological process: signal transduction; regulation of membrane potential; monoatomic ion transmembrane transport. NCBI's taxonomy places the organism in Eukaryota, Metazoa, Mollusca, Bivalvia, Ostreida, Ostreidae.
AUGUUAUUUUUUCGUUUAUUUAUCGGUUUUCUUUGUAUAUCGUUGGGGAACUCUGUAACAAGAAUGGACCUUGAGAAUUUGCAGUCAGCAAUAUUCAAUUCCAGCACUUCACAAUAUCUAACAGAAGUAAGACCUGAAGCCCACACAGUGAUACGGGGGACACUGCAUCUACUGUCUAUAGCUGGACUUGAUGAAAUAACUGGGACUUUCUCCACCAUCAUCAGCCUCUCUUUGACAUGGAAUGACGAACGGCUAUCCUGGAAUCCCGCGUCACAUGCUCUUAUCAAAAACAUAACAGUUAAACACAACAAAAUCUGGACACCUUCAAUCAUUGCUAGAAAUCCUGUCAAAAAAAUCACAAAACUAGGCUUGCAAGAGAGCAGUGUUGUUUUAUAUAACGAAGGAACCGUUCUGUUAACAAUUGAUGACUAUUUGGAAACCGUGUGCAGUUUUGAUGUUACUCAUUUUCCAUUCGAUGUGCAAACUUGUAGCAUUAUUUUUAUGCCAUGGAUUUACAGAAGCCACGAAGUUGAUUUUCAACAAACACAAGAUGAUGUUGAAUUGUCAUUUUACUCCGAAAACGGUAUGUGGGAGAUCCUUGGAUCAGAGACAACGGUGGAGUAUUUCACGAAACAUUCCAACAAGUAUGCUUCUUUAAAAUAUUCCUUCAAAGUGAAACGACAUCCCGGAUAUUUCAUAUUGGGUAUUUAUGUGCCUGUUCUUAUGUUGAUGUUAUUGAAUUCAGCUGUUUUUAUUUUGCCGACAGAAAGCGGUGAGCGUGUUGGUUACGCCAUUACGUGUUUACUGUCUCUAGCUGUCUUUCUGACAUUAACCUCAGAUGUGUUACCCAAAACAUCGAAACCCCUCUCUAUUUUGUCGUGCUUUCUUAUGCUCUUGGUGCUCACCUCAGCUCUUAUCUGUCUCAUGACAAUAGUAAGUCUAUGGCUCUGUCACAAAGACGAAAAUUCACCCAUGCCUUUAUGUCUUAAAAGAAUCACCCAUUUUCUGUUGUGUCGGGGCCAGAAAACUAAGAAUGUUGAUAUGCAAGUAAAUGAAAAGGAUUCCAUGACAGAGUCGGUGAGGAAUUCCGAGGAAAUGAGAAAUAUGGUAAACAAGACUCAACAGAAUGGGAAGAAUGCAUCACUGAAGUUAACAAGUACCCGGAUAAUAAGAGUUAAGAGUCUCGAGAAGGGGCUAAUAGAAAAUAAAAGUGAGAAAAACAUAUACAGCAAUAUUGGCUGGAAACAGUUUUCAGAAGUAUUUAACUUGAUUUGCUUUAUCUUGACAAUCUCAAUUACGGGUACCCUGGGGUUUCUUUACGUUACCGUGGCUGGAGCAAAUCUUUAGGAUUAAGAUUAUCUCACCCAAUUGCGUAAGUAAUUAUAACCUUUGACAAUGUAAUUACAUUCUAUUGUUAUGGUCACGGUGAGCUUUAAACAUUGACACUUUCAAGCCCAGGCUGGACACGGUUUUAGGGAUUAACAGAUUUUAUGCGGUGUAGAUGUAUUAUCGUAUAAAUACACAGAACAAUGGAUCAAUGAGUUAUGAACAUGUUGUAAUAUAAUCGAGAAAACAAGAAAUGUUUGAAAUGUGAUACUUGGGGUAGAGAAACUUAAAAGUUAACUGACAUGUAAGAUACAAUUAUUUGCCAUAGUACCAUGAAUAUUGUACAGUUUUAGGACCCUACAGAAAGGAACCUUUGAACAGAAUGCUUUAAAAAAAACCUUUGUAUACAUGUACGUAUGCAUGUAUAUGUGGGUUUUUGUUUUGAUUAAUUAAAGAUUAUCGUUGAUACUACUUAAUAUAUACUUUAGUUUUUAGCAGCGGGCG